AUGAGCUCAGACAGAAAAUCUCUUCUGAGCGUCGGCUCAGAGGUUCGAGGCAUGCGUAACUGGCCAUUGUUUGUGUUCUUGGGCGGUCUAGUGUUCUUUUUUUAUUUCUUAUACGUUUAUCAAGCACAAAGUACUGAAUACGCAAUCAUCAGAUCCGAAUUGGAGAAUCAACUACGGAAAGUCCAAGACUUGAAAGUGGAUUUUGUCAGUGCGAAAGCAGAGAAUGAGCGGCUUCAGGCUGUGCAGAGUGAAUUGAAGAAUGAAAAAGAUAAACUCUCCAGAGAUUUUGGAACUUGUUCAAGUGCGCUGCGAUCAUGUAAGCUGAAUAUCGAAACUCUUCAAUCUGAAAAUAUUAUGUUAGAGAAGCAGUCCAGGAACAAAGAUGUGAUUAAUGAAGGUCUUCAGCAGAAAAUUGAAGAACUCACUAAAAAUGGUGAGAGUUUGAAGAAGGCCAUAUCAGACCAGGAUGCCGUUGUCGAUCAGUUGAAGGGAACAAUCCGGAAGUUGGAAGCUGAACUUAACCGGACGAAGUUCACUUCUACUGACAAAGGCAGUACUUUUGUUGUUGACCAAAGUGGAACAACUAAAUUUGGUUCCAUCCAAGUAGACACUACCAGUGUUACUAAGAGAACUGUUGAAGUAACUCGAGAACAACGGAGAAUUGUUGACGACAAGCAGAUUGAUCAGGCUCCUGCUCCAAUGAUCUUAGAAAGUGAUGUAGAGACAGUCAAGCAGAAAACUGGAACUAGAGAGAUUAUAGGAGAUGAACAUGGACCAGACGUUCCACCUCAAAAGCCUGGAGAUCGUGUAAAGCUUGCUGUUGCUGCUGAUGAACGCAGCAAGGAUGAGAAGCCGGUUGUGAAAGGCGGCAAUUAUGACGAGCCUUUCUACACGAAUCUGUUUUGGUUAGCUUUUCAAAAAUUGUUGUGGAUGGUAACAAUUCGUCGUAAUGCUUUUGUAUUUUCACUUCCUCAUAUUCACACGGAACUUCAUAUCAACGUUAUUCCGUUCAAAGCAGCUAAGUCAUUUUACGAGCCGUGUCAGUUGAGUAAGUUGCUUAAGAAUAUCAUGAACCUUGGAAAUGUUGUACUGGUGAGAAAUCGAGGCAGAACUUCACGUGCUUCUGAAGCAAAUGCUAUCAGCCCAGAUCGUCAGAAGGCACAGACGCCAACUAAAUACGUGUAUGGAUCUGGAUAUCCACCGCUUGAUGCAAAUAUGGUUCCAUUAGCCAGAACUACACCGCUUUCCGCUGCUAUGGCACCGAUACCAUCAGGUACUUCCGGAUCGACAACGACUCAAGCUGCCGCCACCGGUGCUACUACCCCUCUUGCUGCGACGACGACUGGCACGACUACCGUUGUAACGAGCGCUGCCACAACGAGCGCACUUCGACCCUCGAGUGUUUCCCUUGAGAAAACGGAUGAGUUGACGAAGAAAGAAGUAGAUCCUGAAAAGUCCUGCUGUGACAAAUCACAGAAAUGGAAGGCAUAUAUGGAGAAGGCGAUAGAAGGUGGAAGUGAAGCAAUGCAGGCUGAUUUUCGUUUGAUUCGAGGAUAUCUUCCGCCUACGGCGACACGCACUGCUUUUGACGCGAACAUGGAGAAAAACAGAUUUGAAGCGAUCAUUCGUCUGAUGAAAAUGUCUCCAUUCUUCUCAGUGGUACCCUUCAGAAAAUAUGCCUAUCCGCAUGUCUACAUGAGCUUGUCUGGUUGUGGUCGAGCCGGUACCUACGCUGCAUUCGAGAUCGCUCAUGAACGUCUUCAUUCGGACAGCUUCAUUAAAGUGAACGUCAAUGAUUGUAUAUGUCGAGUUCGCAAUGGCCGUAUGCAUGCCGUACAACGUCCUAUACAAAUGCAGACGAUACAUGCCUGCAUUAUGGAACACAUUAUGACCACUAAAUUCGCUUCACAGUUGUCUCCGAAGACAGUGAGUAAAUACGAAGAAUAUAGCACCAGGUUUAACAAAUGCGCAGAAUUGCAAGAAGAUAUGCCAUGA
Angiostrongylus costaricensis is the source of this 1995-nucleotide messenger RNA. NCBI's taxonomy places the organism in Eukaryota, Metazoa, Nematoda, Chromadorea, Rhabditida, Metastrongylidae. The record is from the annotation of a GenBank genome assembly.